GAUGCCCACCAGCCUUCCCGUUUCCCUUCAUCUCCUUCACAGUUCCAACUCCUCCCCCACAUACCUCCCUUGUCUGUACGUCUGCAAGUCUAAUUCUGCAGAGGCCGCACUUGCUGAUCUCAACUUUGGUUGGUUUCGAUAUUGACCUUCGUCUCAUCUUUCCGGGGUCCAUUUAUACAUAUAUACAUUAUUAUCUCGAGAAAAUGCCGCACUUCGGUGGCGGAGAUGUGCACGGACAGGCCCCCAGUGGCGGAGGAGACUCAUCGUUAAUGGUUGAUGGCCCGACAUCGAAACGUUCCAAUACUACACCGCUUCCUCCUCUUCCUCCUCCUCUGUCGGCAGCUCGAGACUCCCGUGACCUGACUGCUCUAAUGUCUUCGUCCUGGCCCAUCUCCCUCAAGUUCGUGGAUGUCUGCUUCCGUGUGAAGAUAGAGGACAGCAGCAAGCAGGGGACCAGCCUCAGGCGCAUUCUCUCCCCCCCGGGGCCCACCAGGGAACCGGCGGCUGCGUCAACUCAGGAGCGCACGAUCCUCCACGGGAUCACCGGCGUGGCUUCCCCCGGGGAGAUACUGGCUGUCCUCGGCCCGUCCGGGAGCGGCAAAUCCACGCUCCUCAAUGCGCUCGCCGGGAGGCUCCACGGUAGCGGUCUCACGGGGACUAUCCUCGCAAAUGGGAGGCGGCUUGGCAGAUCAAUUCUCCGGCGCACGGGGUUCGUCACCCAGGACGACGUGCUGUACCCCCACCUCACCGUCCGGGAGACGCUCGUGUUCUGCGCCCUCCUCCGCCUCCCAAGGACGCUGAUGUGCGCCGAGAAGGCCUCGGCAGCCGAGGCCACCAUAACCGAGCUCGGCCUCUCCAAGUGCGCGGACACUAUUAUUGGGAACAGCUUCAUCCGCGGCGUCUCCGGUGGGGAGAGGAAGCGGGUGUGCAUCGCCCAUGAGAUGCUGAUGAGCCCGAGCCUGCUGAUCCUCGACGAGCCUACGUCCGGACUCGACUCGACCGCGGCGCACCGGCUGAUGGCAACCCUGGAGGCAGUUGCCCAGCGCGGGAGGACGGUGGUGACAUCAGUGCACCAGCCGUCUAGCAGAGUGUACCAGAUGUUCAGGUCGGUGCUGGUGCUGAGCGAGGGCCGGUGCCUCUACUAUGGGAAGGGCAGCGAGGCGCUGCCGUACUUUGAGUCGGUCGGCUUCUCGCCGGCCUUCCCUAUGAAUCCAGCCGACUUCCUUCUCGACCUCGCUAACGGCGUGUGCCAUAUUGAUGGCAUAAGCGAAAGAGAGAACCCGAACAUAAAGCAGACUCUUGCUGCCUCUUAUAACACCAUCCUAGCUCCAAGAAUAAAAGCUGCCUGCACAGAAAUCGAAGCGGCUCCCCCGAAAGUGGAUGGUACCCCCUUUCCGGUAGAAAGCCGGACCUGCAGCAGCAACCUGGUGAUUGGCCUGUCGAAUUGGUUCAACCAGUUCAUUGUCCUAAUGCAGAGGAGCCUUAAGGAACGAAAGCAUGAGACGUUCAACAGCCUCCGUGUCUUCCAAGUGGUGGCAGCCGCCCUCCUGGCAGGCCUGAUGUGGUGGCACUCGGACUUCCGGGACAUCCAGGACCGUCUCGGCCUCCUCUUCUUUAUCUCCAUCUUCUGGGGGGUAUUCCCGUCAUUCAAUUCUGUCUUCGCUUUCCCUCAGGAGCGGGCCAUUUUCACAAAGGAGCGGGCCUCAGGGAUGUAUGGCCUCUCCUCCUACUUCAUGGCCCGUGUCAUAGGUGACAUGCCGAUGGAGCUGAUCCUCCCCACUAUCUUCCUAUCCGUGGCUUACUGGAUGACAGGGCUGAAAGCUGAAGUUGGGGCCUUCCUCCUGACGCUCUUGGUCCUGCUCGGCUACGUGCUCGUCUCCCAAGGGCUCGGGCUCUUCCUUGGCGCUGCCAUCAUGGAUGCCAAGCAGGCUUCGGCAGUUGUGACAGUCACGAUGCUCGCCUUCGUCCUGACAGGCGGGUUCUAUAUCCACAAAGUCCCAUCCAGUUUGGCUUGGAUCAAGUAUACAUCGACCACCUUCUACAGCUACCGACUUCUAAUCCACAUCCAGUACGGGGAAGGGAAGCGGAUUUCCUCAGUCCUGGGGUGCUUCCACAACGGUAACUUUAACCCAAACUGCAAGUUUGUCGAGCAAGACGUGUUGGGCCAAAUCUCACCCGCACUCAGCCUUGGGAUUCUACUGGCUAUGUUCUUCGGGUACCGGUUACUUGCGUAUCUCGCCCUGAGGAGAAUAAGGACUUGAAGCUGAUUGUUUUAUUCACUGGGUUCUUUCGACAUUUUUAGGUGAUCUACGGUUAUUGCUAUUGCGGCACAAGCUCUUUACUUGAAGUAGCACAGGUAGACGGAUUCCCGCAAACCGGAUUAUUGAAUGCAUCAAGCAAGAGGGACAGAGAGAGAGAGAGCGAGCAAUUGGCGCAAGCGAAUUGUAACACGAAAAACAUGUAUAUAGAGAUGGAUCAUUGUGAUGUGUUGUCUCUCCUCCUUAAAGUUAAUGAAGUGCACAGGUCUUAAGUCUCCUGCUGCUUUCUUUUA
Molecule: messenger RNA, 2551 nt
Organism: Punica granatum (pomegranate)
Lineage: Eukaryota; Viridiplantae; Streptophyta; Magnoliopsida; Myrtales; Lythraceae
Source: RefSeq, a predicted model, not a curated record